UGCGCGUGCGCCGCACUACUGCCGCGAGCGACGCCAGCGAGCGUGACGGUGACACGACGCGAUCGGAGCAGGCAGCCGCAGUGACCAGUGACCACCGACCAGACAUCGCAAGACUUCAUCAUGCUGAUGCACAAUAUGCCGUUAGUAUUUGUAAUGGUUCUGAUGUGGGACUCCAGUGCUCGGGCUGGUCCGGCCGCCGUGAAGGUCUGCGGCAGGAACCUUGGCGAGAUGAUGAGCAAGGUCUGCAAUAUGUACAACAGCCCCUCCUGGGACGUCCCCACAGUGAUCGAACAGCCCACGUCCAUUGUGAGAAGGAAGAGACAGUCCGGAAUAGCAGACGAGUGCUGCACUCGAGGGUGUACACUCUACCAGCUCAGCUUGUACUGCGCUCGAACAAACCUGGAGACGCCGUUCGACUCCAUGGAGGCGCACCUGAUCGAGGACAGGUCGGCGGAGGGCGGCAGCUCGGUGUCGUCGCCGGCCAUGGUGGGUCAGGAGGCCACGUCGCAGCGCGAGGUGGGCCGCGCUCGCACCCGCGGGUACGGGAGGGGGAGGGGGAGGCGCCGCCUGUGCGCGUGCCGCAGGAAGCGCCGGCGGGGCUCGCCCACGGGUAACAUGAACCUCGUACGAAAUGCCGCGCGCGCUGCUCCCGUAGUCGGCACCGUCUCUCCUCUGCUAACUUGGGGCAGAACCCUCAACACUGACCUACCAUCAGUAAAAAGGGACCGAUACGCAUAUGUCUCUGUCUAGACUCAAAUAUUUUAAACAAUUUAUUAAAAGACGGAUUAUACUAGAGAACUGUCCUGGAAGUAUUAUCUGGGAAGUGAAACUGUUUUAAUAUUGAAACAGCAUUGAUGACUUCGUAGUGUCACCGUAGUCUCGUGACAACAAAACACAAGACACAUCGGAUCUGAAGAAUGUCUUCAAUAUCACUGCUAUGUAGCUCGUCGAGUUGUUUAAGGAUGAUAUAAUUAUUAUAAAGAUUGAAUUAUUUACCAACUAUAACCUUUAAUUAUAUUAUAAUAGAUAUAUUUUGUCUAGACAUUGUAAUAUUAGAAGAUGAUGAAACACUGUAAAUAAUUUCUAUCAUAAUUAUUUUAGCUACAAUCAAGACAAGCAUUAUAAAAUCUGAUUUAAAUUAGCGACUAUAUACUGUCAAUUAAUACAUCGAUCUAUUUUUUGUUAGUAAAAAUAUAUAUUCAAAUUUACAAAAUAACAACAAUUCAUAUAUUCUAAGGUAUUUGUAUAUUAUACCUAACUCCUUCAUUUUUCUAUUUAGGAGUGAUUUAUUAAUGACAGUAGCUUGAAACAUGUUCCUUCCUAGAAAGUGUUCAAGUAUUAAUUAUUAUAUUAUAAUAAUAGUUUUACUUUUUAUUACUAUAAUUAAGUUAUAUUAUGUAUUGUAUAAUAAUAAUAGAUGUGUAUCUUUAACUCAUUAAGUAACAAAUUAAUCAAUUUUAUUCCUUUUCAACAUUUUAUAGAUGUAUGUAUACCUAUACAAAAUUUACUUUUGAAUGGAACUUUUUGGUUUAGUACUCAUUUUUAAAGCUUUAUGAGGUAGAUUAUUUAAAAGAUAUUGUUUGAUAGUCUUUGUUGAUUUUUCAUUAGCACAUUUAAAAACGAUCACCUUCUUUUUGGACUCGCAUUACCCUGUUGUAAAUAAUCACCCCAUAUUCAAUUUUCAUAAUAAAUAGUGGCUACCCUAUAACCUUAAUAGAUGUAAUGCCUUGCGUAGAAGACAUUUAUUUGUAAGACUAUGUAACUGUAACACCUACCACAUAAGAUUCAAAGAUCUCCUAUGCAUCUGUGAUAAUCCAAUUGAUAAAAUAACUCAUUAAGUUAUAAACUUUUAGUGAAUAAAUGUGGGUAGUUUUGAUGUAUUUCUUGUUGUUUGAAAUUUUGUGUGCCGGUUGUAAUAAUUAUUAGUUUUAUUUUAUGUAUGUAUGUAGACUGAUUAAAUGAACCCUAUCAUAAUUUA
Molecule: messenger RNA, 1978 nt
Organism: Leptidea sinapis
Lineage: Eukaryota; Metazoa; Arthropoda; Insecta; Lepidoptera; Pieridae
Product: insulin-like growth factor I
Exons: 5
Coding region: 121-750 (209 amino acids)
Cellular component (GO): extracellular region
Molecular function (GO): hormone activity
Source: RefSeq, a predicted model, not a curated record